AUGACAGCUACUACGGAGCCGCAGCCACUGUCCUCCCUCGAGGCCUAUAAUAUUACGGCUCUGGAUUGUGUCAAUUUACCUAUCCACGUUCCUGUUGCCUUCGUCUUCACCCCUGUCGGUAUCCCAGCAGCAGUUGAGGCACUCGAACGCGGCAUCUCCCGUCUAGUCGCACAACUCCCGUUCCUAGCUGGUAAUGUUAUCCUCAAUCCGGGAAACGGGGGUGUCGUGAGGCCGCCUAGCGACAAAUAUCUAGAAGGAAGUCCUAUUGUCUGCACACAGGUUCAUCCGAAGAGCAUUUCCGUUCUCCACGAGCCUAAUUUUGGUUUCAAUGACGGCAUCUCCUGCGACUAUUUCCUCCCAGUCCCGAUAUCGCUGCAGACCCAGGAUAGAAGCCCUGUUAUUCGAUUCCGCAUCAAUGUUAUGACUGACGGGCUGAUCCUCUGUGUCUCGUUCCAUCAUGCCGCCAUGGACGGGUUAGGGGUGAUGAACGUGAUACGGAUGGUAGGAUUGUGCUGCGCGAGUCACAACAUGCCCCGUCUACCCGUUUCCUGUCUCACCGAGGCCACUGUCCGAAGCCGGGUGUUGAAUAUCACCACCAGUGGAUCUUUCAUGAGCAUGGAAGGCUACGGUCCGCAUCACUGGUCGCACUUGCGUCUCACCAGCUGCGAGCUUCGGUUUCCGGCCAAAAGGGUCCAUCAGCUAGGAAAACUAUGCAAUGAUAUCCUCAAUAAGUUAGUACUGGAGAAGCAAGCGAGUAAUAAGGAUGCGCGAAAGAUGAAUGAGCUCUCAACUAGCGACGUGUUCUCCGCGCUGCUGUGGCUUUGUGGGACACGCGCUCGGUCCGGAGUCCGCUCGCAAUCAACAUCAUCGGGUGCCUCUGCCGCAGAUACCACUCGUCUCUCGUUGGCAGUCAACAUCCGUGGAAUCAUCAAACCACCCAUCCCAUUAAGCUAUCUCGGAAACGCAAUGGUCGUGGCAUCCGACACUCACGCGCGACAGGAGAUGAAAGCCCCCAGGACCACCACCGCCACCGCCAUUGACCAUGAUGAGCUGCGAUUACUCACUGAUCUCGCAUCCAAGAUCCGACACAUCAUCCAGGGCGUUGACCACGAGUACGUCUGCCAAGUGAUGAAGCACAUCAAACAGAGCCAGGACCGCCAAGACGCAUCGUUCUACUUCCCGGAGACGUUCGUGACGAAUAUGCGACUACUGAAUCUGCAUCGGUGGGAGUUUGGCCCGGAGCUGGGUAAGGUAGUGAACUUUGAUCAUCUCGACACGAGGAUCAAUGGGCUUUGUUCGAUACUGCCGCGAUGUCAAGGGAAAUUUGAAGAUCCACCGUGGAAGGUUCGGGUGGUCUUGGAACCGGAGGCGAUGCAGCGGCUGCGAGAGGAUGGGUUAAUUCGAUGGGCGGCGAAGGAAGGUAUGCCCGGUAAACUGUAG
Aspergillus affinis is the source of this 1440-nucleotide messenger RNA. RefSeq lists its product as uncharacterized. Bases 1 to 1440 code for a protein of 479 amino acids. NCBI's taxonomy places the organism in Eukaryota, Fungi, Ascomycota, Eurotiomycetes, Eurotiales, Aspergillaceae. The transcript has a single exon. The record is from RefSeq and is a predicted model, not a curated record.